Anopheles marshallii is the source of this 2547-nucleotide messenger RNA. RefSeq names its product dynein axonemal assembly factor 5 (gene Dnaaf5). Gene Ontology annotation, molecular function: dynein intermediate chain binding. Bases 1 to 2547 code for a protein of 848 amino acids. Lineage: Eukaryota; Metazoa; Arthropoda; Insecta; Diptera; Culicidae. The record is from RefSeq and is a predicted model, not a curated record. The transcript has 8 exons. Gene Ontology annotation, biological process: cilium movement; outer dynein arm assembly; inner dynein arm assembly. Gene Ontology annotation, cellular component: cytoplasm.
AUGCCUGGUGACGACGAUACCAAGGUUUGCACUGAAUCGUUCUGUACGGCGGUACAAAAUCCGGAUCGAAUGGUGCGACAGCGAGCGUUGAAGACUUUCGAGGAAGAUUUUAUCCACGGUAUCGCUUCCGACGCGGAAUGUUCGAGAAUCUUCGACGAAACGUACCUCCACAUUCUUCGCUGCUAUAGUGACCGGUUCGAGUCCGUCCGUACAGUUGCCGUAUCGGUGAUGGAUGUGCUGCUGGGCAAGCUUCCUACCAACGAUUACUAUCUCGACUGUAUUGUGCCGGUGUUGGCAAAACGUAUCGGACAGGCAGAAACGAUCGAGGACAGCGAGGAGCUUCGGUUGCUACUGUUGGAGCAACUAGCAGCACUGGUAGUAAAGUAUAGCGACCCAGACGGAAACCAUGGUGAUCCGCUGUUGAAAGUGUUCGACAGCGUGGUUGACAUACUGAUAAAAACGUUGCGCGAUCCGUACCCGGCAGCACAAAAGAAAAGUUGCGAAAUCGUAAUGGCGCUUGCCGUGGCAACACCGAGCUUACACUACCGUGCGGAAGUGCUGGUUGCGCCGGCUAAAACAAUCCUAGCUCAUCGGCAUUCGGCAAAUCGUAUUGCAGCUAUAGAAACGCUCGGAGUACUGUCGCUGCACAUCCUAUCGAAUGGAGACCGCGUAUCGGAAAUCAUCAUGGCUUUGUCACCAUUGCUCAUGGACGACGUCCCGUUUGUAAGACGAGCUUGCGGUCGAGUCGGAUGUCUAAUGUUGGAGAAACUGCGUGAUCGUUACUCGUUCUUUCAUCGCAUUCUCCCGUUGGUAUUGAAUUGCUUGUGUGACGAAACCGUUGAAGUUCGCGUAGACAUUGAGAGUGGUUGGAAGAUGGCGGGAGAACAGUACUACCAAGAGAAUGAAACCGAACUAUCAAAGGUUGCCUUGAUUGAAAAGCUUCCAAUCGGAUAUCCUGUGGAGCGAUAUGUUCGGCCGACAGUCGCUUGCCGUGCCAUUGUUCAACGGAGCCUAAGGGUGGUGAAUUUGGUGCUGCACGAAAUGGAAGAGUGGAAGGAUAACAUUCGUCUUCACGCUACUAAACUGUUGAAGCAGUUAGUUUUGCAUGCCGAGCGCGCCUUUUCAACGCUGUUCAUCGAGGUGAAUCCUGUGCUUGCGAAGGCAUGUAUGGAUGCGGAAAGAAGCAUCGUAUUGGAGGCACUCAAUGUUUGUGAAUUGAUGGGAAUUUUGCUCGAUUACGACACCUGGAGUCAACAUGUGUUGAACACGUUCCGGAAGUAUCCCACUAUUGGACAACUGCGCUGUAUGCGUACACUUUUCGCUAGCUGCGUACAGAUCGAGGCAAAAUGUAACGACGUACGUAAGUUCGCCGCCCUUCUGCUCGAUCCUGACGUAUGCCACAACCAUGAGGAUGCUGCGUACCAGCGGGAGUUGCUAGAAUUUUGUAGCAUUCUCGCAUCGAUCGGACAAAAGCGAGACAAAUUAACUGCAGGGUUGGAGGAAAUCACGGUCACCGAAUCGGAUGGCGCUGAACAUCAAACACUGGAAAGAAUUCUUUACACUGUGGCGUUGAAGGUGGUGGCGUUCUGUCAGGACAUGGAGGAGAAAGCAUCUGUGCGUGCGUUUGGGAUGGAAGUUUUGCAGCUGCUGGACAGUGACGUCGCUCGUUUGCAUCAGCAUCAUCUUGCGAGUGUGUUGUGUAGUAUUGGUCAUUUGGAUAGCGAAAAUUCGGACGCUAGCACAAGUAUUCUUUUGUUGUGCGGAAUUGUAUCGAUGUGUGGAUUUCAGGAAACGUACUUCACGGUCCUGGAAGAGACACUGCGGAAGGCUCUAAAACAUGCAGCUCCGGAAGGGAAAGUGAAAAUAUUUAGCGCUAUUUCAGUGGCCAUGCUGUCAUGGAAUGAUCAUAAUCGACAACCGAAAGAAGAACAAAUCUCAAUGCUGAAAACUUUCACGGAAAGCUUGAUCGCUCCUCAUUUGGUGUGGUCAGCGGGUAGAAGUGCCGAAUCUAUCCGGACAAUGGCAACUGCUUGCUUCGCUUCAAUGGCGCAGGGUGUUCAGUUAGAUGUGUAUAUGUCGCUGUUGCCGAACUACCUUAACGUACUCGCCGGAUUGAUCGAUGAUAAUUGCAUCUCCACACGUGCCUACACUUUAAAGGCGCUGGUCCGGCUGCAGCCUCUGAAUUUUGAGUCAUUGAAACUGAUAGCAUUUCCGAUCAUGUCUCGAUUGGACGAUCCAAGUGGGGAGGUACGCGAAUUGGCUGCCGUAUGUCUAGGGCGUCUUAAACUUGUUGUAGAAUCAUCCGAUGCGGCCGAUCAGCAAAGUGUACUUGAACGUUGGCAGGACAUUUUGCGGCAGAUUUUGUCGGUAAUGUUUCUUCAUUUGGAACAUCCAGAAACAAAAUUGCGUUCCGCUAUAUACGAUUCGCUAAAACGGUUGUAUGCCGACAACCGAGACACGAUUACACGCCUGGCUGAUGAAGUGCCUUCGGGAUGUUCUUACAAGAAGGAUUUAGAAGCAAUUACCUCUCAGAUUAUCAAUACGUAA